Trachymyrmex septentrionalis is the source of this 1818-nucleotide messenger RNA. RefSeq names its product F-actin-capping protein subunit alpha (gene cpa). Gene Ontology annotation, cellular component: actin cortical patch; F-actin capping protein complex. The transcript is spliced from 4 exons. Lineage: Eukaryota; Metazoa; Arthropoda; Insecta; Hymenoptera; Formicidae. The coding region runs from base 172 to 1041 and encodes 289 amino acids. Gene Ontology annotation, molecular function: actin filament binding. The record is from RefSeq and is a predicted model, not a curated record. Gene Ontology annotation, biological process: barbed-end actin filament capping; actin cytoskeleton organization.
GCGCCACGGGAUGCGAACUAUGAAGCGGAGUCACGAUCUGGAGGAGAGACCAAGCACAACCUGAAGCUGUCCGUGACCACCGCACCGUACCCUCGCUUUUGACAUCGGCGGCGGUGGUGUUGGCGGUGGUGGCGGCGGCGGCGGAGUGUGCGUGCCAGUGGGAAAGGUAAGAUGGCGGCGGACGGAGAUGCGGUGAUUCCGGACCAGGAAAAAGUGCGAAUAGUCUCGGAUUUUAUAUUGCACUCGCCGCCGGGCGAGUUUAACGAGGUGUUCAACGACGUGAGGGUCCUGCUGAACAAUGACAACCUGUUGAAGGAGGGCGCGUCCGGAGCCUUCGCUCAGUAUAACAAGGACCAGCUCACGCCUGUUAAGAUAGAAGGAAGUGACCACCCAGCGCUCAUAACAGAACACAAUGACUUGGGUUCUCAGAGGUUUUACGACGCGCGGAGUAAGCAAAGUUUUAAAUAUGAUCACCUGAGAAAGGAGGCGCAAGAUUAUGAAUCUUACGAACCAGAUCCCUUAGCGGAGCCUUGGAGGUCAGCCCUUCAAGAAGAGAUAACGAAUUACACUCAAAGUCAUUACAGACAUGGCGCUUGCUCAGUUUUUGGAAAAUCCCUUGCAGGAAACAUAACGCUAACAGCAUGCAUAGAAGAUCAUCAAUUUCAACCUAAAAAUUUCUGGAACGGCCGCUGGCGUUCAGUGUGGACCGUCAGUUUCACCCCAAGUUCGGGUAACGCUGAACUGAGAGGUAGUCUCAAAGUACAAGUACAUUAUUAUGAGGAUGGAAAUGUACAAUUGGUCAGUAGCAAAGACGUGAAGGAGAGCCUGCCGAUCUCUAAUGAGAAGCAAACGGCAAAGGAUUUGAUACGGUUUGUCGAGGAAUCUGAAAACGAUUAUCAAACGGCAAUUUCCGAGAACUAUCAAACAAUGUCCGACACCACCUUUAAAGCACUGCGAAGGCAAUUACCAGUAAUGCGAACAAAAAUUGACUGGAAUAAAAUUGUGUCGUACAGUAUUGGCAAAGAGCUUAAAAGUCAAUAGAAAUAAAUUUUUUUAUAUUAAAAGAAAUAAUUAAAAAAAGCGCAUUUUGCUGCAUGAGUGAAGUCUGGAGGUGUGAUGUGCAUGGGAGCAAAUUACACUAUUAAAUAAUGUCUGACUAGAGAUAUUCGACUCAUGCAUGCCACUCAAGGUUCCUCUUGACUCCAUAUUGUAUGUUGUUACAAGAAGCAAUAAAACCAGAAGGUCAACAUUUUUGGCGUUGUCAAUUGUAUCAAAAAAUUAAUUAAAAGCAUAAUUUUUUAAAAUCUACAUGAGUUUUUCAUAAAAUAAUGUAAUGUUAAACGGCUUGAUAAACAUUAUUUUUACAAAUAUGCUAAUUCUUGUAAAAUCGAAAAUCAAUAUCCGAUGAUGGAACCUUUGUACAAAUCACGCUGUUUUUUUUUUUCGUUUUGACUAACCAUCUUUCUUAAAAUAAUGUCCAUGAUAUUCGCAUUGUGCAGCAUAGUGCAAGAUAUAAUCUUUGGACAUAAAAGCGAUAAUAAGUAUCAAAGAUAAAUGAUCUAUACACUAUUUAUAAUGGGGUAAUGGGGAUCCUUGUUCUUAUGUUAAGUGAUUGAACUGAAGUUGAAUUUGGUGUGUUGAAUAGCUUGAGAUUGUGAGACACCGAUAGCGAAAAUAAAUUUAAACUAUAAUCAUGUAGUUGUAAUGAGCAGAUAAAGGCAGAUUUUCAAUUGAUAAAAUUUAUAAAUUCCUGCAAACUUUAUCAAGAAUAUAGUAACAUCAGUGAUAUCUUAUAAUUAUUUAUAUUUUUACUUUUAA